GGGGAACAGAGGGGAGGUAGCACUGGAGGACUUUUGAGUAGAGAAGAAGCUGCUGUCUUCCAGGUGAACAGAAGAUCUUUGGCUUCAAGAAAUCCACCUGUCCUCUCGAAAUCAUGGACACCUGAGGCGAUCUGAUCCAUUCUUAAUGAGUCCACAACCCCAGCGAAGUCACGUGUCCGACUCGGGUUUCUCAGAUCAGCCACCAAAGUCUGCAAGAUCUCUGCCUGGCUUUGCUUUCUUGUAUGACAAAGGGGGUCAUAUAACCAACACUUGCCUUGAAAAAGAUACCUGGCAGAGGAGGAAGGCGAUCCACUGGUACAGGUGGAGGCUGUUUGGAGAGGAAAGAAGGAUGAGGGGAGAGCUGAACUCAUUCAGUCCAGAAGCAAGAAAAGGCCCUGAUGCCACUGAGGCUGGAAGCAGAAGGGAACUGUGUGAAGGAAUCUUGCAGAAGAGCCUUGGAGAGGAGUUUCCACCUUCCGAUGUGGCGCGCCAGCAAUUCCGGCACUUCCGUUACCAGGAGUCCGAAGGGCCCCGAAAGGUCUGCAGCGAACUCCACCGCCUUUGCCUCCAGUGGCUGAAGCCAGAAAGGCACAGCAAGAAGGAGAUCCUGGACCUGGUGAUCCUGGAGCAGUUCCUGGCCAUCUUGCCCCCAGAGAUGGAGAACUGGGUCAGGGAAUGUGGGCCGGAGACCAGUUCCCAGGCAGUGGCCCUGGCAGAAGGGUUCCUCCUGAGCCACGCAGAGGACAAGAAUCGAGACCAGGAGGUGCAGGAAAACAUCGAGUGUUACCUCAGAGCAGCUUUCUUGGACGAGGCCUUGAAACCAACAAUAAAUUCUUUGCCAACUUUUUGUGACGGAAAUAAAGUAACUUCAAUGUGGCCAGAAUGGGGUCCGGUGACCUUCGAGGAGGUGUCUGUUCAUUUCACUGAGGAGGAGUGGGCUCUACUGGAUGCGGAAAAAAGAAGCCUUCACAGGGAAGUCAUGGAGGAGAAUUUUCAGAAUGUGGCCUCUCUGGGUAAGGGUCCCCCUUUCCCUUCCUUCACAGAUGCUGAAGGCUGAAGUCGCUCCUUCUAAGAAGGACUCUCGUAGGGCCCUUCAGAUGGAGACUCUGAAGAAGUGAGUGGGGCGGUUCCACACGCAGGCAAAUGAGGGACUUCUGCAUAUCUAGUGGACUCCCCAACUGUUCAUUUGUAAGCUAAAAUAUUGGUUUAUAAACUAAGAUGAACAUUUCAUGGAUGUCAACAAGGCCUCCUCAUGGGCCUUUAAAAGCAGCCAAGGAAGCCAGCCUCCU
This is a messenger RNA of Eublepharis macularius, 1289 nucleotides long. RefSeq names its product neurotrophin receptor-interacting factor 2-like. The coding region runs from base 146 to 1057 and encodes 303 amino acids. The transcript has 6 exons. Lineage: Eukaryota; Metazoa; Chordata; Lepidosauria; Squamata; Eublepharidae. Gene Ontology annotation, biological process: regulation of DNA-templated transcription. The record is from RefSeq and is a predicted model, not a curated record.